Coregonus sp. 'balchen' is the source of this 3736-nucleotide messenger RNA. Lineage: Eukaryota; Metazoa; Chordata; Actinopteri; Salmoniformes; Salmonidae. The record is from the annotation of a GenBank genome assembly.
AUGGAGUCAUUCGAAGCAGCCAUCACCAGCUACGGAGUACCAUCCCCGGAGAGAUGUGACCGGGGGGGUGAAAACAACCGUAUCUGGACCUUCCUGGAACGGUUCAGGGGUGGUGAGAGGGGAAGUGCCAUCAGGGGAAGGAGCACUCACAACCAGAGGAUAGAGCGGCUGUGGGGUGACGUCUGGCAUGGAGUCUCCAACGUUUACCAUGACCUGUUCACCUUCUUGGAGACGGAGCAGAUCAUCGACAUCAACAAUUAGUAUUUGUUCGCCCCAGCUUCAACCACCAUCACCUCUCAUGCCACCACCACAGCUCCUCCAACCACCACCACCACCACCUCAGCUCCUCCAACCACCACCACCACAGCUCCUCCAACCACCACCACCACCACCACAGCUCCUCCAACCACCACCACCACCACCACAGCUCCUCCAACCACCACCACCACCACCACAGCUCCUCCAACCACCACCACCACAGCUCCUCCAACCACCACCACCACAGCUCCUCCAACCACCACCACCACAGCUCCUCCAACCACCACCACCACAGCUCCUCCAACCACCACCACCACCUCAGCUCCUCCAACCACCACCACCACCACAGCUCCUCCAACCACCACCACCACCACAGCUCCUCCAACCACCACCACCACAGCUCCUCCAACCACACCACCACACUCCUCCACCACCACCACAGCUCCUCCAACCACCACCACCACAGCUCCUCCAACCACCACCACCUCAGCUCCUCCAACCACCACCACCACCUCAGCUCCUCCAACCACCACCACCUCAGCUCCUCCAACCACCACCACCUCAGCUCCUCCAACCACCACCACCACAGCUCCUCCAACCACCACCACCACAGCUCCUCCAACCACCACCACCUCCACAGCUCCUCCAACGACCACCACCUCAGCUCCUCCAACCACCACCACCACAGCUCCUCCAACCACCACCACCACCACCACAGCUCCUCCAACCACCACCACCACAGCUCCCCCUACCACCACCACCACAGCUCCUCCAACCACCACCACCACCACCUCAGCUCCUCCAACCACCACCACCACAGCUCCUCCAACCACCACCACCACCACCACAGCUCCUCCAACCACCACCACCACCACCACAGCUUCUCCAACCACCACCACCACCACCACAGCUCCUCCAACCACCACCACCACCACCACAGCUCCUCCAACCACCACCACCUCAGCUCCUCCAACCACCACCACCACCUCAGCUCCUCCAACCACCACCACCACAGCUCCUCCAACCACCACCACCACAGCUCCUCCAACCACCACCACCACCUCAGCUCCUCCAACCACCACCACCACCACAGCUCCUCCAACCACCACCACCACAGCUCCUCCAACCACCACCACCACAGCUCCUCCAACCACCACCACCACAGCUCCUUUAACCACCACCACCACAGCUCCUCCAACCACCACCACCUCAGCUCCUCCAACCACCACCACAUCAGCUCCUCUAACCACCACCACCUCAGCUCCUCCAACCACCACCACCACAGCUCCUCCAACCACCACCACCUCAGCUCCUCCAACCACCACCACCACAGCUCCUCCAACCACCACCACCACAGCUCCUCCAACCACCACCACCACAGCUCCUCCAACCACCACCACCUCAGCUCCUCCAACCACCACCACCACCUCAGCUCCUCCAACCACCACCACCUCAGCUCCUCCAACCACCACCACCUCAGCUCCUCCAACCACCACCACCACCUCAGCUCCUCCAACCACCACCACCACCACAGCUCCUCCAACCACCACCACCACAGCUCCUCCAACCACCACCACCACCACAGCUCCUCCAACCACCACCACCUCAGCUCCUCCAACCACCACCACCACCACAGCUCCUCCAACCACCACCACCACCACAGCUCCUCCAACCACCACCACCACCACAGCUCCUCCAACCACCACCACCACCACAGCUCCUCCAACCACCACCACCACCACAGCUCCUUCAACCACCACCACCACCACAGCUCCUCCAACCACCACCACCACAGCUCCUCCAACCACCACCACCACAGCUCCUCCAACCACUGGUGCCGCAGCUCUUUAUUGGUCGGAAGGGGUUAUUGUGCCACAAAUCCAGUUCACCGUCAGCAACACACAGAUGGAACUUUUGCGGACAACAAAUCCAUUGGAAGGCCCCAGAGGCGUUGAGUUGAAUCCAUUGGAAGGCCCCAGAGGCGUUGAGUUGACAUUCUUCAGAGGGUUGUGGCAGUUAUAUCUCCAGCGCCACUACUUCCUACUCAACCUGACGUACUACACCCCUGAUACUCCCCUACUGGGACGAGGGAUCGGACGCUAUAUCUCCAGCGCCAAUCGUUCCUUUGAAUCAGUUCAUUUUUAUAAUACUGUUUGAAAUGUUAACGACUCAUAUUUUUUCAGUCCUUUUGAAUCAGUUUAUUUUUAUAACACCAAUAAAUAACACCACCAAUUAGGACGCCACCAUCAGUGAACUAUUCUUCAACCAGAGCCUCCUUUGGAAACUUUACCCGAGGUAACACUCCCCGUCUUUCACACACUGUACUACAGACAUCUUCAACCCUUAACAAAGAGUGUCAAGGUCUAUGGCCCCUCGGUGGGUUCAGAGAUAUAUCUAUGUGUUUAGAGUGUCAAGGUGUAUGGCCCCUCGGUGGGUUCAGAGAUAUAUCUAUGUGUUUAGAGUGUCAAGGUGUAUGGCCCCUCGGUGGGUUCAGAGAUAUAUCUAUGUGUUUAGAGUGUCAAGGUGUAUGGCCCCUCGGUGGGUUCAGAGAUAUAUCUAUGUGUUUAGAGUGUCAAGGUGUAUGGCCCCUCGUGGGUUCAGAGAUAUAUCUAUGUGUUUAGAGUGUCAAGGUGUAUGGCCCCUCGGUGGGUUCAGAGAUAUAUCUAUGUGUUUAGAGUGUCAAGGUGUAUGGCCCCUCGGUGGGUUCAGAGAUAUAUCUAUCCAGUGCAGCAGUGGUCCUGACACCGUUGAGGUAACUAGAAAACUUGUGCUGUAGCUGAACUGGGGCGGACCUUGACCAGAGUUGAAGCGAUGAGGGGACACCUUCCCAAAAGCUAAGUACUUCUCCAUUCAACACAUAACCCCGCCUAUCCAUUUACCUUUCAUUUUGAAUGACCCGAUCACACUUUGUUGAUUUCCCUGUUGAGUUGUGGAUUUAUCUACUAUUAUUCAUUAUUGUUUUUCUCUUUGCCGUUACUGUAUUCCUGCUUUUGGAAACCCUUUCCACCCUCCCCCCUUAUUUCACUGUAUGAUUUGGUCUCUAGAAAUCUUCAACUCUAAACUGACCAGAGUUUAGACAGAGGUGGCCUUAACAAAAGCGAAGUACUUCCCCAUUCCAUUUAGAUUGUGUUUGGUCAUAUUUGGAGAGAGUCUGGUACUUUUUAAGAUAUAUACAGCCUAUGUUUGAGGUCUAUUGUAUUUUGCUCUAUGUCACUUUACCACAACAGCCCCGUCUGCUCAGCUACAGCACGACCCCAGGAGAGGCCCACUGCAAGCACUGGAUUGGAGCCUUCAGAGCGUGCCUGGGGAGGACAGCACGACCCCAGGAGAGGCCCACUGCAAGCACUGGAUUGGAGCCUUCAGAGCGUGCCUGGGGAGGACAGCACGACCCCAGGAGAGGCCCACUGCAAGCACUGGAUUGGAGCCUUCAGAGCGUGCCUGGGGAGGACAACAGAACAUUCCGAAUGGACAUGAUUAA